This is a messenger RNA of Cylicostephanus goldi, 408 nucleotides long. NCBI's taxonomy places the organism in Eukaryota, Metazoa, Nematoda, Chromadorea, Rhabditida, Strongylidae. The record is from the annotation of a GenBank genome assembly.
AUGCCGAAGAAGAAGACAGGGCAACGGAAAAAAGCCGAAAAGCAGCGUGAACUCCAGAAAAAGAUCCGAAGUGGCGAGCGAGAUUUAGCAGAGCAUCCGUGCAAUUUUCAAAUGGUUUGGUUUGGUGUUUUUUGGUAUGACCUUCAAUGCGACCAAUGCCUUCGAGAUCAGAAAUCACGAGCCUUUUGUUAUUUUUGCUCAGCCAUCAGUAAGCUACCUGUCUGCGCUCAAUGUGGGAAGCAGAAAUGCAUGGCAAAAACUGGUGAUUGUGUCGUCAAACAUCCAGGGAAAUUCACUACUGGUGAGUUUAGCUAUAUACCAGACUAUGCCUGGGCUACCGUAUGGGAAUGGUUGGAGCAAUCUGUGACUUUUGUGAAGCUUUUGUAUGCCAUGGGCGGAAAUGUCUAA